This is a messenger RNA of Oikopleura dioica, 1401 nucleotides long. NCBI's taxonomy places the organism in Eukaryota, Metazoa, Chordata, Appendicularia, Copelata, Oikopleuridae. The record is from the annotation of a GenBank genome assembly.
AUGCGAAGGAGAUCGUAUAGCUCAGAUCGAAAUGGGUCUCAGAGCUCAGAAGAUGGGUAUCACUCGCGGCGAAAGAAAAGAAGAAGAAGUCGGACAGAUUCACGAGAGCUUGAUCUCAAACGAGAACGUGACUCGAUAAAAAGGGACUAUUCAAUGGAAUCGUUUUCUAGGCGAAGAAGGUCUUCCAGCGGACGGCGAUUCAAGCGAGAGAAGCGCGAUCGAUCCGAGUGCCUUUCCGAGCGAUCCCGUUCCCGCUCCCACCGGCGACGACGACGACACGGCUCUGAGGCUCCCACCAAAGUCGAUCAAGACGGUCAUUUAAAAUUUAAACGCGGCGACGUCAUUAAUGAUCGCUACCAGAUCGACAAAACGCUCGGAGAAGGCACUUUUGGGAAAGUGGCAAAAUGCUUCGACAAAAAGCGUGGCCAGACUGUCGCCCUGAAAAUUAUUAAAAAUAUCGAAAGAUACCGGGACGCGGCCAAGUUAGAAAUAAAUGUUCUUGAGAAGCUCACAAGAAAAGAUCCAAAGGGCAAAUAUCUCUGUGUCAGUCUCUUCGACCACUUCAACUAUCGUGGACACGUUUGUUUGGCCUUCCCUGUACUGGGAGAAAGCACCUUUGAUUUUCAGAAGAAUAACAAUUACAGGCCUUACAGUUUUGAGCACGUUAGGCAUAUGACCUAUCAACUUUGCUGGGCCGUAAAAUUCAUGCACGACAACAGACUCACUCAUACAGACUUGAAGCCCGAAAAUAUUCUUCUCGUUGAUUCCUCUCAUAAAGUCGAGUAUUCCCACCGAAAACGACGUGAGUACAGACGAUUGAAGAAUUCUGACAUACGAGUCAUCGACAUGGGCUCAGCUACCUUUGAUCAUGAACAUCACAGCGCCGUUGUUUCAACACGACACUAUCGCGCUCCUGAGGUAGUAUUGGAACUAGGAUGGGCGCAGAGCUGCGAUGUCUGGAGCAUUGGGUGCAUUAUUUUUGAGUUUUAUAUGGGAAUCACGAUGUUCCAGACGCACGACAAUCUGGAACAUCUCGCCAUGAUGGAAAGAAUUCUCGGCCCUAUUCCGAAUCAUAUGAUUGAGAAAACGAAGAAGACGAAAUAUUUCCGCAGGGGAAAACUCGACUGGGACUCAAAGUCGAGCAACGGAAAGUACGUGCGUGAAAACUGCAAGCCGCUUAUUCGAUACUGCCGUCGAAGAGACGAGCCCGAACAUGUCAAAUUUUUUGAUCUAAUUGCCCAGAUGCUCGAAUAUGAGCCGUCACGAAGAAUAAACCUCGCAGAAGCACUCAAACAUCCAUUUUUCAACAAUCUUCCUUCAGACAAACGACUUCCUAGCAAAACUAGAGAGGAUUCGAUAAGUUCAAGAAGAUCCAAUAGUCGUCAAGAAAGUCGUCGAUGA